CAACUUUUCAUGAAGAUUAAAGCAGUGUCUGCGUACUCUGAAGAGUUUAACAGGGUUAUGCGUCACCAGCCACUUUAUCAAUGUUAGUAAGAAAUACUUAAGAUAUUGGUUCGCUUUCUCCAGGCGGCACAGUAACAGUAUAAAUGGUGACAGCAGAAGCACAGACGAAAAAACCUGAUCGUAAGAUCAAAACGUUUGUUACUAAAUCAAGGACCCUGCUAGACAUGGACGCUAGAAACUUUACGAAUUCAAGCAUGAACAGCACAACUUCUGACUACAACAGUGUUUUUACAAAGUCAGUGCUGCCCCCGCUUUACUGCUGUAUUUUCCUGGCUGGGCUCACUUUGAACUGCCUGGCAGCCUGGAUGUUCUUCAGAAUUCCAAGCCAGACCAGUUUGAUAGUUUAUUUCAAAAACAUUGUGGUGGCUGACCUGUUCAUGACAGCGUCUUUCCCCUUCAAGAUUGUCAACGACUUCGGUCUGGGGGUCUGGUAUCUGCGGGUUGUGGUGUGCCGUUACACAGCCGUCAUGUUCUAUUUAAACAUGUACACGGGGAUCAUCUUCCUUGGGCUGAUCAGUUUGGAGCGCUAUGUCAAGAUUGUGAAACCCCCCGGAGCCUCGAUCAUUCAGAAUGUCACGUUCUCCAAAGCACUGUCGACAGCAACAUGGGUUCUUAUGAUGAUCCUUCUGGUACCAAACAUCAUUUUAACCAGCAAAGAGGCCACCGAAGACACUUCAAAAAAUUGCAUUCAACUCAAGACUGACCUGGGCGUGCAGUGGCACAAGGUUUCCAACUACACCUGCAUAGCUGCCUUCUGGGUUGUUUUUGUGCUGAUGUUUUUUUGUUACGCUUCAAUUUCGAAGACAAUCUACGAUUCUUACAAAAAGUUCCGAAGGAACAACACAGAAAGCAGAAGGAAAUCCAAGCGGAACAUCUUCAGUCUUCUGGUGGUGUUUUUCAUCUGUUUUGUGCCAUACCAUGCUUGCAGGAUUUUCUACACCUUAAGUCAAACUAUCAACUCAUUCAGUGAGCAGACCAAGUACGUACUGUUCCAUAUAAAGGAAGGCACUCUGCUCUUAUCAGCACUGAACGUGUGCCUCGAUCCUGUCAUUUACUUUCUCAUGUGCAAGUCAUUUCGGGAUUUGCUUUUAGAAAGAUUUUCGAAGAAAGCAGCCGAUUCUAGAAGAAAGUCCCUGACUGCUCCUUACAGUGAAAGCAUACUGUGA
This is a messenger RNA of Acipenser ruthenus (sterlet), 1226 nucleotides long. RefSeq names its product P2Y purinoceptor 14-like. The record is from RefSeq and is a predicted model, not a curated record. Gene Ontology annotation, molecular function: G protein-coupled purinergic nucleotide receptor activity. The coding region runs from base 144 to 1226 and encodes 360 amino acids. Gene Ontology annotation, biological process: G protein-coupled receptor signaling pathway. NCBI's taxonomy places the organism in Eukaryota, Metazoa, Chordata, Actinopteri, Acipenseriformes, Acipenseridae. Gene Ontology annotation, cellular component: membrane. The transcript is spliced from 2 exons.